AUGGAUAUUGUUCCUGAAACAAAAACAAUGCCUAUUUUGAAACUUCCUGCCGUCCCUUUGAGUAAUGUAUUACGAAACUUUAAUCAAUUGGAGAUAGUCGAUUUUUCGUUAGCUUCGAAAAAAUGUCAAUUCAUCAUUAAGUCGAUCAAAUUCGACAAGUUUCACAUUGGCCUAGGUUUGCAGCCGAAGCGGGACCCAAUUCUAUUCUAUUGGGAUUAUUACCUAUAUUUCGAAUUUUCUAUUGAUGAUUUGAAGAAGAGAAGCAAAUAUAUGAAUAAAGGAGGAACAUGGAGUCAACUCUCUAAUGAUGAAAAUGAGAUGCGUUUCAAAUAUGUUACAGUAUGGGCAGACUAUGUUUGUGAUUUGUUUCGAAGGGACAUCGCUUUUCUUUACUUGAACUCAAAUGAAUCGCUUCAAGAGAUUUCAGCGAUUACAGAAUGGAUGAAUACGCGUCAGACUUGUUUGGAAUACUGUGAAUUUUCUGGAGAUGAUACUAAUUGUGAUACCUUUGAUCUUUUUUUUGAAAAAAUGAAAUUUUCAAUUCAAAAUUUAUGUUAUGAUCUGAGGCACACUCAUGAAAUACGGCAAUUUAAUUGUGGUAUCUUGGAUUUGAACGGACUGUUUGCAAGAAGCUCAACUGUCAAUUAUCCUGUCAAUUGGAUUACUGAAGAAGAUAUUAUUACUUCCAACUGUGUCACAAUAGUGAUUGGAGUUUGUUACUUCAAUGAGAACAAUUUAAAUCGGGUAUUAAAAGGAUGGAUAGAUGGAAAUAAUCCAAGAAUGACAAUUUUCACUCUAGCAGUAAAACGUCUUGAUUUUGAGAUGUUAUUAGAUGGAAUUGAGUUUGAAGAAAAGGAUGAAUCUCUUAAACGAACGUUCAAAUCGGAAUAUAUGGCAGGAAAACUUAUGUACGAAUUUGAAGGAGGAUUUGACAUUCGACAGAAAAAUGGCAAACUCGCAACUAUUCAACAGAAAAAACCGUAUAAAAAUGGAGAGGAGCAGAUAUUUUGGUUCGUAAUGGCAGUGUGGCCGAACAAUGCUUGA
Molecule: messenger RNA, 1044 nt
Organism: Caenorhabditis remanei
Lineage: Eukaryota; Metazoa; Nematoda; Chromadorea; Rhabditida; Rhabditidae
Exons: 3
Coding region: 1-1044 (347 amino acids)
Source: RefSeq, a predicted model, not a curated record